This is a messenger RNA of Equus caballus (horse), 678 nucleotides long. Its product is annotated as sulfotransferase 2A1-like. The record is from RefSeq and is a predicted model, not a curated record. Gene Ontology annotation, molecular function: sulfotransferase activity. Gene Ontology annotation, biological process: sulfation. NCBI's taxonomy places the organism in Eukaryota, Metazoa, Chordata, Mammalia, Perissodactyla, Equidae. Gene Ontology annotation, cellular component: cytoplasm.
UUGUUCUAUCUUUAGUAUAAAAGCUGGUCUCCCAGCAGCUGCCACAACUCCAACAGCGGCUACACCUGAAACUCUAACACCUGGAACAAAGACCUCAUCACAAUGUCAGACGGGUAUAUGUGGUUUGAAGGGGUACCUUUCCCUACCAUGGGUUUCACACCUGAACUCAUGAGAGAAGCAUGGGAGAGUUUUGUGUUUAAGGAUGAAGAUGUCUUGAUACUGACUUACCCCAAAUCAGGAACAAACUGGUUGAUUGAAAUUGUCUGCCUGAUUUGCUCCAAGGGGGAUCCCAAAUGGAUCCAAUCUGUGCCCAUUUGGGAACACUCACCCUGGGUAGAGACUGAGGAUGGGUAUAAUUCACUAAAGGAUAAGGAAGGCCCCCGCCUCAUCACCUCCCACCUCCCCAUCCAGCUCAUCCCCAAGUCUCUCUUCAAUUCCAAGGCCAAGGUGAUUUAUCUCAUCAGAAAUCCCAGAGAUGUUCUCAUUUCUGGUUAUUUUUUCUGGCGUACUUCAUAUUUUGUGAAGAAAGCAGAGUCACUGAAAGAGUAUUUUGAAUGUUUCAUCAAAGGAAAUGGUGAGUGAAUGUAAAAUAUGGAAUAUGGGAGGUUGUCAGAGGCCUUUAUCAGACCCCAUCUUACACCCGACCUGAGAUCUCUACAGCUGGGCAUCCUGGGGCUA